AUGGAACAAAACGAAAAUAUCUAUGAUAAUAGGGCACCCAUUCUUAAAGAAAAUGGUGUCUCUGACGCAUCAAUAGAGUCAGAGUUCUCGUUUGACAACGAAUCUAAUGAUUUUUCCGAUAUGCUAGAGUCACGUUUUUUCGAACUCAAUGUGAAGACAGAGUCAAUUAAAGACGAAUACAAACCAACGAAAGAUAAUGACGGCAAUAUAAAAUCGGAUAUUAAUUUAGAAAAUACAUCAAUAAGACCAUUGAAUAAGGGUAAAAACAAAGACGAGGAGGGUGAAAAUUCAAUUUUGAAGGUUAAAGAUGUAGAGUCUUUAAGUAAUAGAUUAGGUGGACUAGGUAUGCAUAAAAAGGGGCUCGUUGGUUUAGAUAAGGAGGAAGUCAAUAAAAUAAUUUAUGAAGCGUCAAAAGGAUCAUAUUUCUUCAAAAAUGAAGCUAUUAAAGAUGCGGCUGUCACAGCAAGAAUCAACAAGAUAUUAAAGAAUUAUAAUACCGUAAAGAAACUCGAUCUAUCACAAGAGUUCGCGAUUGUAGAAACCAAACUUAAAGAAAUAGAAAGUAUUAGGGACUUUACACAAACGAUCGUCCACGUUGACAUGGAUGCAUUCUACGCGUCGGUUGAAGAGCGUGACAAUCCCGAACUUCGUACAAAGCCGAUGGCUGUUGGAAAUGACAUGAUGCUAAGCACUGCAAACUACGAGGCACGCAAAUACGGUGUGCGGUCCGCUUUGCCAGGGUUUAUCGCAAAAAAGCUUUGCCCGCAAUUGAUUAUUAUUCCUGUUUCCUGGAAAAAAUAUGAAUUGGUGACAAGUCAAAUACAAGAAAUCUUUUCACAUUAUGAUUCUGAUUUUAAUAUGAUGAGUAUGGACGAAGCAUAUUUAAAUAUCACAAAAUAUUUGCAUAAAACUGAGCAAAAGCCCGAGGAAAUUGUACAAGAAUUACGCCAAGAAAUUUCAAAGCGAACUGGAGGAUUGACUGCAAGUGCUGGUAUAGCUUGUAAUAUGUUAUUGGCCAAGAUUUGUUCUGAUCUGAAUAAACCCAAUGGGCAAUAUAAACUUGAAAGCGACCGUCAUUCGGUCAUGGCGUUCAUGAAAGAUUUAUCUAUAAGAAAAAUUCCCGGUAUUGGACGAGUAACGGAACGGAUUUUAAAUGCUCUUGAUAUAAACACUUGUGGAGAUUUACAAGACAAUCUUGUGAUAAUCUAUAAAUUAUUCACUUAUACUUUCUUUAAUUUUGUUACUCGUGCUGCUUUAGGUAUUGGCUCUACAGAUGUUGCAUUCAAAAUGAAAAGAAAAAGUAUGAGUGUUUCGAGAACUUUUGCUGCACUGCAUAAACCAGCCGAUCUUCAAAGAAAACUCCGCGAGUUGGCAAAGCUAUUAGAGCAAGAUCUUGCAAAACAUAAUUUUGAGGGUUGCCAUAUUUCUUUGAAAUUGAAAACAACGUCCUUUAAAUUAUUGACGAGAGGAAGAUCGAUUAAGAAGUUCAUAUAUUCCGCUGAUGAUUUGUAUAAUUACGGAAAAAUGAUUUUAGACGCUCAUCUACCGCUCAAUUUACGGGCCAUGGGAAUUCGUUUGACAAGUUUACGGAAUAGAGAUGAGCCUUUAAAACGUGGAAUAAAAAGAUAUUUUAAUAUAAAAGAAGAAAUCAAACCAAAAAGAUUAUGUUCAGAUAUUCAAUCUAUAAACAGCGUUUUUAAAGAACAAUCACCCAAUGUGCUAUUACUAACCGAAGACGCCGAAAAUAUCGCAACCUCGCCAUUUAAUCCUAUUAAAGGUUUAGACGACUUCAAAGGUGAAGAUGAUGGCGAACCAGGAUCAUCGAUGGCAAUAAUUAAAAAACAUGAUACAUGUACAAUAACGUCAUCCUCCGAGAUCAACAGUAUUGAGAAAGAAAACCCGUCUUGGGAAUGUCCGAUUUGUGGUCAGGGAUUUAUUACGUUAUCUAAUUUACGCAUGAAUACCCAUUUGGAUUUUUGUUUAAAGAAAGAGAAAAGAAAGAAUUUAGGCGUAAGUAAUAGUAAAACGAAACGAAGAAAUUAUUUGACUCAUCAAAGAAACAAUCUAACGAGAACACGAAAAAAUAAAAAUGCACAAAACAUUUUGAAUGUUUGGCUUAACGUUAAAGAGUAA
Molecule: messenger RNA, 2133 nt
Organism: Ambispora leptoticha
Lineage: Eukaryota; Fungi; Glomeromycota; Glomeromycetes; Archaeosporales; Ambisporaceae
Source: the annotation of a GenBank genome assembly